CAUGAAGCGUGAAAUCUCUCUCUCUCUCUCUCUGAAACAAUUUAAAAAAGGCGGGAAAACACUAUGGACUCUCACUCUGUCAUUCAUCACUGUUAGUCUGUUGUUACCGCCUUACCUUCCUUUUCUCUGAAUUUACAGCUAGCUACGAUUUUCUCUUCUUCUCUCAUAUUAUUGCUAAAGGAAAAUGGAGCAACUGAGGGCAGCAUGGGCAGCGAAGACUAUCGUUAUGAUCAUAAUCACUUCCAUUCUUUUCCAAUGCGUCUGCGGUGUUAACCACACCGUCGGCGAAACUUCUGGCUGGGAUCUCACUUCCAAUAUCCAGGCCUGGGCCUCUUCCGCUACCUUCUCCGUUGGCGAUGAUCUCGUGUUCUUGUAUACGCCGGUCUAUGAUGUGGUGGAGGUUAACCAACAAGGUUACGACACGUGUACUAUCGCCAACGCCAUGGCCACGUACAGCUCCGGGGAAACAGUGAUCCACCUCACGGUACCUGGAACCCGCUACUUCGUUUGCGGCAGAUUGGGCCACUGUCAACAGGGCCUAAAACUUCAAGUCCAAGUCCAGACCCAGGCCCAGGGACAGACCCAAUCCAACAAUAACGGUGCUCCUCCACAUUCUUCUGGCAACUCCCUUCCGGCUCCGCCUCAUUCUGCCCCCGACACUCCUCCUGCUGACGUUCCAGAAUCUUGCGAUUGCUCACGUGCUGACCACAUGCUUACGUCGAUUACGCUCGUGAUCACCACCGUGAUCCUCUCUUCCGCUCGCGCUUCGUUCCUCUUCCCACUUAAGCAUCAUCUCCUGCUGGUUUUCACCUGAAGCGGUGAGCUUCCUCUGCUUCCAACCACACAUUUUUAGUUACCUAUUAUGGACUAUUCCUUUUGAUGGCAUCAUAUGAUGGGUGAUUUCAUUCAUUUCAUUUCACUUCAGUCAAUUGCUCUGUUGGUUGGGCGUAUUGUAUUCGAAAUUGUUCUGUCAGUUUGACUUCUCGUAUGUUUAGUCUUGCUUAAUUGAAUUUCUAUUCCUUCUUCCAUUUAGUUGUUAAUUUUUGUUUACAGAAUAAAUGUGAAUCAAAACCUUUUUUUCGGGAAGAAACAGAAUUAAACAAUACCUAUGUUUUG
Messenger RNA from Arachis ipaensis, 1116 nucleotides. RefSeq names its product uclacyanin 1-like. Gene Ontology annotation, cellular component: plasma membrane. The record is from RefSeq and is a predicted model, not a curated record. NCBI's taxonomy places the organism in Eukaryota, Viridiplantae, Streptophyta, Magnoliopsida, Fabales, Fabaceae. Gene Ontology annotation, molecular function: electron transfer activity.